Lycium barbarum (goji berry) is the source of this 972-nucleotide messenger RNA. RefSeq lists its product as uncharacterized. Gene Ontology annotation, cellular component: RNA polymerase III complex; RNA polymerase I complex. Bases 368 to 685 code for a protein of 105 amino acids. Lineage: Eukaryota; Viridiplantae; Streptophyta; Magnoliopsida; Solanales; Solanaceae. Gene Ontology annotation, molecular function: DNA binding; DNA-directed RNA polymerase activity; protein dimerization activity. Gene Ontology annotation, biological process: DNA-templated transcription. The transcript is spliced from 5 exons. The record is from RefSeq and is a predicted model, not a curated record.
UUCCUAAACCCUAAACGGUUAAACCCUCCCUAAACCCUAAACUAUUUUCCCCUCUCUCUAACACUUCUCCUCUGCAACUUUGCCAUCACUUCUCAGUUCAAAGUUGUGUUUUUUUUCAACCUUUUGCUCGAAGUUUACAACUUUGGCCUUAAAUUAAGGUUGCAGCCUAGCAGGUGCCUUGUGGAAUUAGUCAAGGUGCGCGCAAGCUAGCCCAGAGACCGCGGUUAUCAAGUUGUAAAGAAAAUUCUAGUGGUUUGGCUGAAAAUUGAAAAAAUCAACAGCAAAAUUUCAGCUGCUAAUCCUCCUUUGCUGCUAACUUGCUCCUCUCCAUCUCUUUCGCCAGAUAUUUUCAUUUUGUCUAUCUUCAAUGGAACACGGUUCAUUCGAAGAUCAAUCAAAAGCAACAUUCUCGUUGACAGAUGAGGACCACACACUGGCAAAUGCUAUCAGAUACACUCUAAAUCAAGAUCCCCGAGUAACAUUUUGCGGUUACAGCAUUCCACAUCCUUCUGAUGCUCGAGUUAACAUAAGAGUUCAGACUACUGGUGAUCCAGCAAGGGAGGUAUUGAAUGAUUCAUGUCAGGAUCUAAUGCUUAUCUGCGAGCACGUUAGAGGCACAUUUGAUCAGGCUAUUUUAAAGUUUAAAACUGGAAAAGGUCUGAGCGCUAUGGAUAUCAAGAAAUGAUUGACUAACUAUAUAGCCUUCUGUCCGUGUGAAAUUUUGUCACCUUUUGCAAACACGGGGGAAAAUUUAAAUGUUGUUGCUUCAUUUAUUUGGUGCACAAAGUUGCUUUUUGCAUAAUCAUGCUAUAGAAUGCACCUUGGAUUGUAUGGAAAUUUAGUGUGCACAUUGGUUGUUGUAAGUAGUAAUUUUAUGUUCUAGUUUAUGUGAUAGUGAAUCAUGGAUCUUUUAUCAGCUUGCAUCGCUGUAAAAGCUAUAUAAUUGCGUGUCCUUUUUACUGGUUCGUGGUU